CACGUAUAGAGUACUCCCAGCAGGUCGACGAUGAUCCCCGAAGGGAGUAUCCUCCGAGUGAACUCCAGGAGUGGGAGAACCGCAAUGCGUUCAUGGUGCAGCUUACCGCGAAAGCAGACCAUCUCGGCCAUACCAUUGAUGCAUCACUAUAUGCGCUAUGGGCGUGCCGAGAAACGUUUGAGGAGUGUGAUCCGCUGGUGGAAGAGGCUGUGCGUAUAUCAUGUAUCUGGUAUAUUUAUGCCAGCCAGCGGAUGUGGGAGAACUGCCAGGUCCGACGAACAUUCGGAGACGCUGAGAAUCCUUCUCCGCGACAGCGCUUUACCAUGAAAAAGUGGUAUCAUUGGAGGAACGGCUUGAAGGCGGCACAGCUUCAGUUCCCCCGGGCGAGUACGCAAGAGAUGAUACAGAAGGUAUUGACAGAGAUUGAGAAAGCGGAACGUGGGGAGUGAGGAUCUGUAGGGAAUGUCCUGAUAUCCAGUCGUGAAGUUCAGGAUAUAUUCGAAUUCAAGUACUCGUCACUUCAGGGCUAGUGUUACUAACUGGCAGGGCCCUAGUGGCAAAGCAUGAAUGGAACCUGCAAUCUGAAUCGCAUGUUUAGUUGAGAGUAUCAAUGUAUCGGGUAGCCGUCUGAUCAAGACGACUGUUGCAUGUUGCCGAGCUGCCUAUAAACGACGUUAUGUUCAGGGAUUUUCUUAUCCAAUAUAAAUAUUAUUCACAUGAUCUCAUAAUUUCCUCAGCGUAUUAGGCCUUCGAUGCCGUUGUAUAACCUUAUUCCCGUUAUAAUAGGUUAU
Aspergillus welwitschiae is the source of this 791-nucleotide messenger RNA. RefSeq lists its product as uncharacterized. The record is from RefSeq and is a predicted model, not a curated record. The coding region runs from base 93 to 449 and encodes 118 amino acids. Lineage: Eukaryota; Fungi; Ascomycota; Eurotiomycetes; Eurotiales; Aspergillaceae. The transcript has a single exon.